UUCAGAAAAACCUAGAGAUAGGAUGUAUGGAGGAGAGACUCGCUCUCACGCACGAGUCACGCAUUCACAAAACCGCCCGUGACGUCACUUAGCGACUUCUAACGACUUUUGACCGUUAGCAACGGUUAAGGAGGAGAUUCAGGGGACGGAGGAAAGCGGAGGUUAAGCAGCCAGAAAUUUUACGUUGUAUUACUGCAUUUACAACAGCAGCAUGGCCUCGGGAUCAGCGACCGCCGCAGACGCGGAAACCGCUUUCCAGAAGUUUGCAGUCCACGGAGAUCCUCAUGCGACUGGGAGGGAGAUGAAUGGAAAGAACUUUGCCAAGAUGUGCAAAGACUGUCAAAUUAUAGACGGCAAGCACGUCACUUCCACUGAUGUUGAUAUAGUUUUCAGCAAAGUCAAGGCAAAGACCGCUCGUGUCAUCACAUUUGAAGAGUUCAACCAGGCACUGCAUGAGUUGGCUCAAAAGCGAUUCAAAGGCAAGGUCCAAGCGGAGGCUAUUGAGCAUAUGUAUGGUCUCGUUGCUGGGCAGGAUCCUGCCAAUGCUGGAGUCACUAAAAUUUCAAAGGUAGGAGGAGUGGACAGACUGACGGACACAUCCAAGUACACCGGGUCACACAAGGAGCGCUUUGACGAGUCAGGCAAAGGGAAAGGAUUAUCUGGGCGUGAGGAAAUGACAGACGCCAGUGGAUAUGUGUCUGGUUAUAAGGGCAGUGGCACUUAUGACGACAAGGUCAACAAUUGAUGAGCAAAUAAAAAACGUACACAGGCAA
Molecule: messenger RNA, 773 nt
Organism: Xiphophorus couchianus (Monterrey platyfish)
Lineage: Eukaryota; Metazoa; Chordata; Actinopteri; Cyprinodontiformes; Poeciliidae
Product: tubulin polymerization-promoting protein family member 2-like
Exons: 4
Coding region: 212-745 (177 amino acids)
Biological process (GO): positive regulation of protein polymerization; microtubule bundle formation; microtubule polymerization
Cellular component (GO): microtubule
Molecular function (GO): tubulin binding
Source: RefSeq, a predicted model, not a curated record